AUGGCCGACCUAAUCGGGGCAUUGCCGGAAGCUGGACCCAGCCAGACACAACUGACAAUACUGGCCGGUCUAACACCAGAGGCAGCAGAAAGAGCGGAGGAGGAGGCGGCAGAAUACAGGGGAUUGUGGGAGAAACAGAUCAGUACCAAUUCCGAGAUACAAAAGAACAACGAAGGAGGAGAGAAGAGAGAUUGCGAAAGGAUAAGGAGCGCACUUGAUAACCUGCCCACCUUCAACGGCGAUCAAACAAAGUUUAAAAACUUCAUAGAACACAUAUCACUUCACUUCAAAGAAGACCCAGAAUACUUCAGAGAUGAAAAGAAGAAGAAAGCUUUUGUGUUAUCAUAUAUGAAAGAAGGAACAGGUGCAAGCUUUAGAAGUGAGUGGCUAGAAGAUAAGAUGUCCAUGACCUCAGCACUGGAACAGGCACAAUACCAAAGAUGGGCAAUCUUUGAAAGAAGGCUAACCGAAGCUUUCAAAAAUAAUUACAAAGAAGAAGAAGCACAAAACCAAAUCCUACAACUGAAACAAGGUAGUAAGACUGCAAGAGACGUCUUCCUAGAAUUUGACAGCCUGCAAAGGAGAGCAGGAUACAGGGAUGACUCCAUUUUGAUCACCUUGCUAAAGAGAAACAUGAACUAUACACUUGUGGACAAGCUCUACGUCAGCGGGCUGCCACCUAGCAGAUACAAGGAGUGGAGAAAACUCCUCCUAAACUAUGAUCAAAUAUGGAGAAAAACAGAAAAACAGAAGAAGGGGUACUUCGGUCAGACGGAGAGGACCGGAGCGAGGAAGGAAGAUGGAGGAGGAAAGAAGGCUCAUUCUGGAACCAAAGACAGAACCGGAACUGUCUACUCGGGUGCUGGGCAACCCAUGGAGAUAGACAAAGCCAGAUACAGAAAAGAAGGACUCUGCUUCAAAUGCAGAGUCAACAUCAGGAAAAACACUUUGGCUAUAUAG
Molecule: messenger RNA, 960 nt
Organism: Serpula lacrymans var. lacrymans S7.9
Lineage: Eukaryota; Fungi; Basidiomycota; Agaricomycetes; Boletales; Serpulaceae
Exons: 2
Coding region: 1-960 (319 amino acids)
Source: RefSeq, a predicted model, not a curated record